Messenger RNA from Bufo gargarizans (Asiatic toad), 5429 nucleotides. It is a transcript of the gene PROSER1, whose product is annotated as proline and serine rich 1. The transcript has 15 exons. The coding region runs from base 345 to 3101 and encodes 918 amino acids. NCBI's taxonomy places the organism in Eukaryota, Metazoa, Chordata, Amphibia, Anura, Bufonidae. The record is from RefSeq and is a predicted model, not a curated record.
CAGCUUGCGAUCCAUUGUACGGCCGCGGUAGUAAUCCCAGGAAUCGGGAUAGAUUAUACACGGACCGGUCGCCGUUCGGACAACGUGGCUGGUGCCGGGCGGUAGACCUGUCUGCAGGGAUCACCUGCAUCCCCGAGCCCCCGAGAUGCCCGGCCUCCAUUCAGUAGACAGGCGAUUGAAGCAUCUUCUACAUGUGCAGGUGAAAACGCCUUCACUCAGUGACGAUGGGCUCGUCGCACUCAUAAUGUUGUAAUAGCUGGGCGGACCGGAACCAAAGAGGGAAAGAGACAAAUAAACUUUUUGGAUUUUGGACUGUGACCUGUAAGAAGGAUAAGAGUGCAAUCAUGGACAAGAAGUCAUUUGAGAUAGUGCUGGAUGAAGUGAGAAAGGCUGUUUCUACGGAUUAUAAAGUCAAGGCCUUGGAGCACGUACAAGGAUAUUUUUCCUGUGAACAGGUGGUGGAAUUAUUAAGAUACUUCUCCUGGUCUGUUCCUCAGCUGAAGGCGGUGAAGGCCAUGCAGCUUAAAAUGGUUGCCAUUCCUGCUGCAAAGGUUGUGAACAUCCUGAACUGCUUCACGUUCAGUAAGGACCGGCUGAGUGCCCUGGAGCUGCUGGCCUUGAAUAUUCAUGAUGCAUCAAAUUAUAAACCAGUCGAAGAACUUUUUAAGACAAAUCUAUCUGAGAAGAAACGCUGCAGAAGAAUCCUGGAACAGGCUGCAAAGAGAGGCUGCAAAGCGCCCAAUGCUAUGAUUUCUUCAUGUGGAAUAAUCCCUGGAAAUCCAUAUCCUAAGGGGAGACCCAGUCGCACUUACGGAAUAUUUCAUGGAACUCCAAUAAAGAAAGAAGGAGAAGAUGCAACCGAAGGCUUGGGUAUUGCCGCCAGAAUUCUUGGGCCCUGUAAGCCGCCGCCUUCUACAUAUAAUCCACACAGGCCAGUGCCAUACCCGAUUCCGCCGUGCCGACCUCACCCAACUAUUGCGCCAAAUUGCUAUGGGAAGACAAUGACGGUAAAGAAGGAGCAGUCAAACUUAAAUACCUCUGGAGAAGGUCAAACUUUAUCUGAAAGGGGAGGGGCAGCAAGCCUUAGUGCCAGUUGUCGCGAUUGGGCUAAGACAAACGAGAAUAACAGUGCAUACGUGAAUGGUUCUCUCAUUCCGAACUUGGCUCCCGGAACUUUACUUCCUGCUUAUUCUUCUAAUCCAGUUACACCAGCCCCAGGAAUUGAAGAUCCUGCUGCUCAAGAAAAAUCCACACCCAGCCAAGCUGCUGCUUCUCCACAUGGAAACAAUUCUGCUCCCCCAACACCUGUUGCAACUCCUGUCCCAGCUCCUUCUGCUUCUCCUGCUAUAACAUUGCAGCAACCAUCAACUCCUACCACUCCACACUCUGGAAUGAACAUGACUUCUCCUCUAACAAUGGCAUCUCCUAAAUCCUCUACACCCACUCCAACAGUAAUAAAAAGUGCUCAGAUGUCCUCUGGUACACCCAUACCAACGGUUAGCACACCUUCAACAUCGAUCCCUUCAGUAUUCCCUGGUCUUCCAGCCCAACCAAGUUCCUCCACACCAUAUGCUAAUCCUGGGUCCAAUAAUGCAGCAUCAUCCUUGUCACUUCCAGGAUUUCCAUUUUCCGCCACAUCUUCUACAAGCACUGUAAGCAAUGCUAUGAUGCCAUCUAUAUUUGCUGGUCUACAAUUGCCCUUUAAUCCUGCCUUUCAGGGUAUGGCUAGCCCAACUCUUUCUGAUUUUGCUGGAGCUGCUGGACAAAUAGGCAAUCCUUUGCUGUCUGUUUUAAAAGGAUUUUUAACUUCAAAUGAUCCAGGGUUAAUGAAUUCUCCAUCAAUGCCUUCAUUGCCUACAUCCGGACUGUUGCCAUUGUCAAGUCUUCCAAAUACAGAAUCAAUCUCCUCGUUAAACAAGUCUUUUACUCCUCCAUGUUCAACCCCCACACCUCAGAGAACCACCACUCCUGGAACUUCUAUAUUUUCAGGUUCCUCUUCACCUUCGUUAUCAAAUCCAAUUUCUACAUCAGCAUCAAUCCCAGGACAACCUCUGUUGGCCACACCAUCUCCUCUUAGUUGUGCAUCCAUAGGUCCACAAGCUCAGAGUGCGUCCACUUCCAUAUCAGAACAAAAUCUUACAUCUUCACCAUCUGCAGCUAAUGUAUUGGUCAAAACUGAACCAGCUAGUCCAUCACCUUCCGCUUUCAAGGGUCCAUCACGUUCAGCAACACCUUCUCAUGGUUCUCUAGGAUUGCCUCCAGUUCUAGGCCAUGUGUUUCCAUCCGGACCAAGUCUGUCUAAUUCAAUGAAUCUAGGAUUGUCAGGGCUUUCCUCAAUCAAUGGAAAUCUAGGCGGCCCAAACUUAUCUUCACUGGCUUUGGGUUCCUCUGCAGGAAUGCCUCCAGUUUUCCCUGCUUUCACAUCACUGGCCAAUGGAUCUCCAUUUGCAAGUAGCCCAGCUUUUACUCCAUCUGUUCCAAUGCUAACGUCUACCACCAUAGCUGCUACUGCAACUCCACCUUUAACGUCCUCAGUGUUCCCUGGCCUGUCAGCACCAGCUGCCGCAGCAGCUGCGGCUGCUUCUCAGUUUCCAUUAAACCUUUCCACUGCUGUCCCUUCACUGUUUCCUGUACCACAGGGACCCCUGGUCUCAUCAAAUCCAUCUUUUCCUGGAUUCACGGUUUCUAGCACACCACCAGUCAACCCUGCUCUUCCAUCCUUCCCUGGACUCCAGCCUCCCUCUACAUUGUCAGGAGUUCCUCCAGUGUCAGCAUGUGCAUCUGCUCCAUCUCCGGCAUCUGUCCUACCAGGAUUUGCAUCAGCUUUCAGCUCAAACUUCAACUCAGCCCUUGUGGCACAAGCCGGGCCUUCAGCUUUUCCUCUCCUUUCUCUCUCUGGUCUUCCUGGAUUUCCACAGAGUCCUUCUCAGUCGCUGCAAGGACUCCAGCAGAGCGCAGCGGCAGCGGCACAGUCUGCUUUAUUACAGGCAUCCGCCCUGGAAGGAUUUUCCGCACAAGCAGACGCCUUUGCCGGUUUUCCCACAGGACCUGGUACACCGUUUCCACUGCAGCCAGGAUUGCCCCAGCGCGGCUGGCAAUAAUCAUUCUUCAAGUCCACAGCAUUUUAGCGAGGUUCAUCUGUGUCACUGUUUUUAGGGUCUUUUUAGGUUCUGGAUUUUUUUAUUCUUUUUAAAAGACUUGUCUGAGGGUUUUGUUACUGUAACCGGCAGGCAUUAACUGACACAGGAAUCAUGACAAGGUUAGCCUAUGGGUCUAAUUUAUUUUUACAUUUUUUAUUUAGUCAGUUUUAUACUAUUUUAGUUCAUGAAAUGUAGUAUUCCUCACACCUUUUCGGUGAGUUUUAAUAGAGCACGUAAUUUGCCGCUUUAUGAUUUUAAAGAAUCGCAGAAAUGUUAGGGGUUUAUUCCUAGUGUUUUUUUUUUGUUUUUUUUUAAAGGGUAUAUACAUAUUAGGUGUUCCGUAUGAUUUGGCGAGAUCAGUGUAUAAUUUUUCUCAUUGGGCUGUUGGAUGUUGGCACCAUUUUACCAAUCUGUCCUUCUGUAGCAGGAAAUAGGCCACACCAGGGUGACAUUAGAAGUCUCAAGCUAGCCACUUCAAAUAGUUGAUCAGGUGGUGCUGGAAGUCAGACCCCCACCGCUCAGAUAUGGAUGACCUAUCCUGAGGAUAGGUCCUCAAUACUCUACUACUGAAGAGACUAUGGCCAACCUGCACUACCUUGGAUUGGAUAUAUAAUUGGGGGCACAGGAAUAAGAGGGCACCAGAUUUGGACAGGGUUGGCCAGAUUGAAAGCAGACUUGUCUGAUCCUUUUCAUCGGGGGCGGUCUGCUAGUUACAACUGACAUGAGACUGCCUCAUAUCUAUGGCCAGUCUUAAUGGGCUUGACAUGAAGCUGCUCACUGCCACUCACUAUAGAUGGUGGCUUUUCCCACCUCCUUCAUGAUCCCUCUUGUCAAGUAGGAGCAACUAGAGGGAUCAUUGGGUUGUAAUGAAAAAUUCUUGGAGCGUAUGACACAGAAUCACAGGCCAUUACAUUUGUAUCCUCCAUUCCAUGAUAGGUGAUUAGUUAGUUUGGUUUCCAUGUAACACUAUUACUACAGUAGAUGAGGUGAUGUACAGUUAUAAAGAACAUCUUUUACUAAGUAACAGGAAAUGCAGUGAGGGCUUUCUGCUAUACGCGCUGACACACCAUUUUCUUUGUACAUAGUAUUGUGUUUGUUAUGGAGUUGGGUGGUGGUCAUUGGCACACUAUCAGAAGCAAGCAUUGGGUGCACCAAUUACUCACCUUGCAGGACUCUCACGGUUAUGUAAAUGUAAGAGGUAUGACAAAUUGACUGGCCACUAAUCACCCUAACGUAGAGCCCGUACUGUGCAUACUCCACAGCAACCUAUUGUGAAGGGUGAACAUGGAAUGGGGUUGCUUCCUUUCCUUUUUAAUUCAUGUACUAUUAAGUAUUUUAACAUAUCCACUGUAAUUCUACAAUGUCAUUUUCAUCAGUUUUACAAUGGAAGAUACAGUAUUAUUUAUUGUACGAUUGGGGGAAACACCAGGGUUUGGCAAUGCUGCAGUUGGUCUUGGCCUAUCUGGGACAUUGAUGCCAUAUUGCUAGGAUAUGCCAUCAAUAUCACGUAGGUGCAGGUACCAUGUCUGGGACGCGCUCCUAUCUCCAGAACGGGACACCCAAAGCAAACAUAGAGCAGCCGUGUAUGCGUGGUCACCUUCUGUUCACUGCUAUAGGAGAUCUGAAAAUAACUCGGCACUGGAUCAGCUAUUCCCGUCAGUCUUGUAGAGGUGAAUGAAGAGGUGGCCGCACUGGUGCAUUUUCCAUUUACCGCUAUGGGACUUCUGAGAAUAGCUAAAGGCCAUCACUCUGCUAUUUUCGGAACUACAAUAGUGAUGAAUGGAAAGCAUGGGCGGUGUGCUCGCCUUCACUUUGGGGACCACGUUUGGAGAUAAGAGUGGGUCCGAUCUAUGUCCCAGGUUAGCCAACCCCUUUAUUGGGUUGGAUCAGUAACAACAUCUAUCACCUAUGCACAGGACAGAUAAUACAUGUAUGGUCAGCAGUCCCGAGUCCCUCAUUUAAUUGGAGCAAUGGUCAUGCCUGCGCACUAGUGCCUAUUUACAUGUCUGUGGGAAUGAUGCAACUAGUCGAGCGCAAUAUUUGGCUAUCUCCAUCGCUUCCUCAGAAAUAAAUGGAGCAGCGGCGUGCUUUUCCGACCAGCCGCCUCUUCCAUUUCCAGGGGGCUCCACAAGGUAUGUGCUUCCCAUUUUCAGCUAUCUUGUGGACGGGAUAACGUGUUAUAACAAGAAUAAACCUUUAAUUUUUUCCGUGUUACUAUCUAUAUUUAAAGGGAACCUGUCGCCUGGAAUCUGUGCAUAGAGCUGAGGACAGGGGUUGCUAGAUGGCCGC